AUGAAUGCUUUCUCUCACGCGGUUAUGCUUCUCUACGACCUCUUUCCUAAGCAAGACGGUGCCCGCUUAUACAAUGCAUGGCACAUGUGUGGCGAGUACGAGAAACAAGUACUAGAUCUAUUAAAAUACUUCUUGAAGAUGAAAGACACCGGAAGGUUAACAGUGCCGUGGCAGCUCUGCGAUUUACUCAAUCAUUGCCAACGAUUUCUUCAUGAGACCAAUAGAUUGAUGGAUCUCAUGAACCUUUCCGAGCUCAACACUAUUGUCCUACAGGCUGUGAGAGAAUGCCCCGAGAAGAAGGAACUGAAAAUUGCCAACAUGAUCCAUCAAGCCAGUGUGGCCGAAGUCCUUGGUAAUCCGAAAAGAGCCAUCGAAUUAUUGAACGAGUUGUACGAAUUAGAGCUUCAAGAAAACCCUGUCAACCAUGAACUACUCUGCCGCCUCUCGACUAACCUCGGAUGUUGCUACAAUACCGCCAACGAUCACGAAACUGCCCUUGAGUGGUUUCAACGUGCCCGGGAUAUAUGGCCACAGUUUGUUGGGAAUCGAGGCGUACCUACAGUUAUUCUAAAGAACUCCGGGAGAUGUAUGCUCUAUCUCAAUGACCUGGAGGGAGCCAGGAAGAAUCUCGACAAAUGUAUCUUUCAAUUAGAGAAGACAAAAUCCAUGAACAGGGCUGUGCUUGCUUAUGCGUAUUUCGCGCUCGCUACGUUGGAACAACGCGAGCGAAAUUUUGAAAUGGCCGAAUUAUAUUUCAUCACCGCCAAACGAUCUUGGUUGAGUGAUGAACAGUCGCGCCUUCAUCCCUUCCACGGCGGAUGCCUGUAUAAAAUUGGCGCAUGUUGCCUGGACCAGGGGAAAGUCCAAGCUGCCAUUAAAUAUCUCCGCAAUUCGGUGGAAGUCACCAAUCUCAGCAAAGACUGCAUGCCAGUUGAGCAUGCUCGUAGUUUGUUCAAGCUUUCGAAAGCACUACUCCAAGUUACUAAAGUCGACAGCGAUGUCAACGCAAGUGAGGUAGAAAGCCUGCGGAAUGAAGCACAAACAUGCCUCAAAAUGAGGACAUCAGAUGUGGCCGCCUGGGAUAGGGAAGAGACAUGCGACAAUCUGAUCCCAAUACUCUGGAGAUGA
Molecule: messenger RNA, 1128 nt
Organism: Aspergillus melleus
Lineage: Eukaryota; Fungi; Ascomycota; Eurotiomycetes; Eurotiales; Aspergillaceae
Product: tetratricopeptide repeat protein
Exons: 4
Coding region: 1-1128 (375 amino acids)
Molecular function (GO): protein binding
Source: RefSeq, a predicted model, not a curated record